AUGGAACGUCUACAGCAACGAGUUGAACGAGAAGAACGUCGUCAGGACCAGCAGAGCGGCGGCUUGCUGAUCAUGGACCUCGAUGGACUUUCAUUUAGCACUACCCUUCUGUCAGUUUUAGCAGGGCCGUAUCGAAUACUAUGGGGAACGCUGUUCGAGCAAUAUCCACAGCUUAUACAGCAGAUUAUCAUCAUCAACGCACCGAAAUUCGUCAAUCUCCUAUAUCAGACAUGCAUUCCAUUCAUACCUAAUGAUUAUCGG
This is a messenger RNA of Ostertagia ostertagi, 261 nucleotides long. The record is from the annotation of a GenBank genome assembly. NCBI's taxonomy places the organism in Eukaryota, Metazoa, Nematoda, Chromadorea, Rhabditida, Trichostrongylidae.